Thlaspi arvense is the source of this 2298-nucleotide messenger RNA. The record is from the annotation of a GenBank genome assembly. Lineage: Eukaryota; Viridiplantae; Streptophyta; Magnoliopsida; Brassicales; Brassicaceae.
GUCUGAUAAACUUGAAAACAUGAAGCAUAUGAAAGACAGACCCAAGAUGCAUACGAUGUUGGGCUUCAAAAGCCUUAUCAGUAAACUCAAGCUUUUCAGCCGGUAUUCGAACCCUCGUCUGUUCCGGGACAUGGUACUAUUAUUAACCACUAGACCACUGCUGCUUCUUUAGGCUCAAAUAAUACUAGUUUUUUAUUUUCUUUAUCGUUAGACGUUCAUCAAAGUUAUGUCUUCAUCAGAUUUGGAAAGGAAUUAAUCGGAAAGUCACCGAAAUUUAGAGAGAAAUUUACCGAAACAAGCAUCGCACAAUUUCAUGAUUGAGUAGAGAGAGUGGCUUCGUGAAAUUUGAAACGAAACCCUAGAGAUUGCGUUCGUAUUCCUUCGCGUAAAACCCCCAAAAUUGGGGAAAGCUGAUGAGCGAUGAGGAAAGAGGAGAUUCCAGAUAAAAGUCGGGCUUUCCCGGUCGAUCCCAAUCUUCCGAAAUGGGUCUGCCAGAAAUGUCACCACUCCCUUACCAUCGUCGGCGUCGAUUCCUACGCCGGAAAGUUCUUCAAUGAUUCCCCUCAUUCCGUCCUUUUCGAAUUAGGACUUGGUUCAGUUCUAUUGUCAGAUGAUAUGCUUUUUACUAAUGACUUGUUGAAUGUAAAUGUUUACAUCCAAGCAGUGCAAGGCUCCUCCAUCCAUGGAGCCAACAGUGUUCUCGGUUCAACACGCAUGGACAACUCUUUUGUUGUUUUACCACGACACAAGCCUCAAGCUCAGGGCAUUCCUCCACGUCCCCGUGGGGCUUCUCCUCAGCCUACUGAUGCAGGCCCAUCUGGGAAGGCGAUGGAAGAGUCGUUUGUAGUCGUGUACAAGUCUGAGUCAGCUUCUGAUUCAGGCACUUCUCAGAAUACGUCGCCUGAAGUGGGCCAAAAUGGUCCUUUGCAUUCAAAUAAUUCAGGCUUCAAUGCGACCAUUAACGUUUUAACACGCGCUUUCGAUCUUGCCAGGACUCAGACGCAGGUUGAACAGCCAUUGUGCCUAGAGUGCAUGAGGGUAUUGUCUGAUAAACUUGAAAAAGAAGUGGAGGAUGUGACGAGGGACGUGGAAGCAUACGAAGCAUGCGUUCAGCGGUUAGAAGGACAGACCCAAGAUGCUCUUAGUGAAGCUGAUUUUCUCAAGGAAAAAAAGAAGAUUGAGGAAGAAGAAAGAAAACUUGUCGCAGCUAUAGAAGAAACAGAGAAACAAAAUGCUGAGGUGAACCAUCAACUGAAGGAGCUCGAGUCAAAGGGAAAUCGCUUUAAUGAGCUAGAAGAUCGGUAUUGGCAAGAGUUCAACAAUUUUCAAUUUCAACUAGUAGCCCAUCAGGAAGAGAGGGAUGCAAUCUUGGCAAAGAUUGAAGUUUCACAAGCACAUUUAGAGCUAUUGAAUAAGACAAACGUGCUGAUUGAUGCCUUUCCCAUACGACAUGAUGGAGAUUUUGGUACAAUAAACAAUUUCCGACUUGGAAGACUCCCUAAAGUACCGGUUGAGUGGGAUGAGAUAAAUGCUGCUUGGGGACAAGCCUGUCUUCUCCUCCACACGAUGUGUAACUAUUUCCGGCCAAAGUUUCAAUGUCGAGUUAAAAUACAGCCAAUGGGAAGUUAUCCUAGAAUUGUGGACAGCACCAACAACACUUAUGAGCUGUUUGGUCCUGUGAACUUGUUUUGGAGCACUCGGUACGAUAAAGCCAUGACAUUGUACUUGAUUUGUCUUAAAGACUUUGCCGAUUUCGCUAACUCAAAGGAUCAAGAGAACAACAUUCCACUAGAGAAAUGCCUCAAACUUCCAUUCAAGAUUGAAAAUGACAAAGUGGAGACAUAUUCGAUAACGCAGAGCUUCAACAAGCAAGAGAAUUGGACCAAAGCACUGAAGUAUACUCUAUGCAACCUUAAGUGGGCUCUCUACUGGUUCGUUGGGAACACUAAUUUCCAGCCUCUCUCUGCAACGGUUUCUUUGCCUUCGGAUGUUUCCGCAGCUGGUUCGUUAUACGCUAAGCGUGGUCCCCAAGGAAUUCGUGAGAGAUCGAAAUGAAUCAUCAUCCACUUGUGUGAAUAGUUUUAAGCAUUUAUUGAUUAGUUAUAACAUGGAAUAAUAACAACACUCCUUGCUUAUAUAUAAACUUAUUUGUACAGAUUCUCUUCUUUUUUCCUUUUGUGUGUAUUAUUAUAUAACCCUUUUAGUUCCCUAGUUUCUUUCUUAGCUUUGUGUGUCUUUCCGAUUUCAGACUACAGAUAGGAGUUGAAAUGAAAUUUAGAACCAUCAUAAACAUUUCAG